CGGGCGAGCUACGGUUACUCCUCCUCUGAUCGCCGUACGGUGGUGCUCUGUUUCCUCGGCGGCGCCGCCAUGGUCGUCCUCGCGAAGCCGCCGGCGCUCGACCAAAUCUCGCUGGUGAGGUCCCCGGAGCCCGGGGGCGGCUCCCCCUUCCCCGGCGUGCCGGCCGUCGACCUCUGCAGCCCCGGUGCCUCCCUGGCCGUCGUGGACGCGUGCGAGCGCUUCGGGUUCUUCAAGGUCGUCAACCACGGCGUGCCGGCGGGCGUCGCGGACAGGCUGGAGGCCGAGGCCGUCGCGUUCUUCGCCAGGCCGCAGGCGGAGAAGGACGCGUCCGGCCCCGCCGACCCGCUGGGGUACGGCAGCAAGCGCAUCGGGCGCAAUGGCGACAUGGGGUGGCUCGAGUACCUCCUCCUCGCCAUCGACCAGGGCUCCGCCGUCUCCAAGGCCUCCCCUGUCCCGUCGUCCUCGCUGCGGGACGCGGUGAACGAGUACGUGGGCGCCGUGCGCGGGGUGGGGGCGUCGGUGCUGGAGGCGGUGGCGGAGGGGCUCGGCGUCGCGCCGCGGGACGCGCUGAGCAGGAUGGUGGCGGACGCGGCGAGCGACCAGGUGUUUCGGGUGAACCACUACCCGCCGUGCCCGCUGCUGCAGCGCCUCCCGGACUCGUGCAGCGUGACGGGCUUCGGCGAGCACACGGACCCGCAGCUGGUGUCCGUCCUCCGCUCCAACGGCACCGCCGGGCUGCAGCUCGCCCUCCGCGACGGGCGGUGGGUGCCCGUGCCGCCCGACCGCGACGCCUUCGUCGUCAUCGUCGGCGACUCCCUGGAGGUCCUGACGAAUGGGAGGCUGAAAAGUGCGCGGCACCGGGUGGUGGCCAACAGCCUGAAGCCGCGAGUGUCCAUGAUCUACUUCGCGGGGCCGGCGCCGGCGCAGCGGAUCGCGCCCCUGCCGGAGCUGCUGGGGCACGGCGAGCAGGGCCUGUACAGGGACUUCACAUGGGGCGACUACAAGAAGGCUGCCUACAGCUCGCGCCUCGGCGACAACCGCCUGGACCCCUUCCGCAUCUGAUCUAGGCACUGCGCGCACCACCUGUCGCGAGGAGGCAGAUGCCCUGCCAGCCAGCUAUCGGCUCCAACGAACAGCUUUGGGGGCCUCUAUGCUCCUCGAGAUCACUGGAGGCCGCCAGGAGCCAGUACACUACUGAUUGAUGAUUGCUUCGUGGACCAGGAAAGAGAGAGGGGUGGCCGUGGCCGGCAGAGCUAGGUAGAGCUAGCCAGGUAGGUGGGUAGGGUUGGAUACCGGAGACAGGUGUGUGCUCUGUUGGAUUCUUCCCCUUGCAUGCAUGCCUUUUGCUUUGGUUGC
Panicum hallii is the source of this 1356-nucleotide messenger RNA. Its product is annotated as gibberellin 2-beta-dioxygenase 3-like. Gene Ontology annotation, biological process: gibberellin catabolic process; response to light stimulus. NCBI's taxonomy places the organism in Eukaryota, Viridiplantae, Streptophyta, Magnoliopsida, Poales, Poaceae. The record is from RefSeq and is a predicted model, not a curated record. The coding region runs from base 70 to 1062 and encodes 330 amino acids. The transcript is spliced from 3 exons.